Candida dubliniensis CD36 is the source of this 1029-nucleotide messenger RNA. RefSeq lists its product as uncharacterized. Bases 1 to 1029 code for a protein of 342 amino acids. The transcript has a single exon. Lineage: Eukaryota; Fungi; Ascomycota; Pichiomycetes; Serinales; Debaryomycetaceae. The record is from RefSeq and is a predicted model, not a curated record.
AUGUCAUUUAAGUUCCCAUCAUUUGAUUUCAAAUCAAUUCAAGAAUCGUUACCAACGGUCGAUCAAGUCAAAGAGUCUUUCACCAAGACCAGUGAUCAAUUGAGCAAAUCAAUUCAACCAUACACCAGUAAGACCACACAAUUGAUUUCAGAGCAAUUGAAACACUUGGAGCAUUUAGCCAAUAAUACAGCAGACAAUAUCGAUGUUAGUGAAUUGCCACAAGAGUAUUUGCAAUUAGAAUCCAAUUGUGAUUUGUUGUUGAAAUUGUACACAGAUUUGAUUCAAACUACCAAUGAAACUUAUGGUAAAGUCAGUUAUGAUUAUCCGCCUGGUAACUAUGCCAUCAACAAGAUAAAGGACGCCAACGUCAGCGGUUUGAUUGGACAGAAAUUUAACCAAUUGAAAAACGUUUCUUCUCCUCAAGAAUUGGAAAAGGUGUUACUUGGACAAGAUGUUGAUGUUGAAUCAAAAGACGAAUCAGGGGUAGUGAGUAUUCAACCUACUUCACCACAAUUGCCAAAAACUUUGUUUGGUCAUUUAUCUGAAAUAUGUUCUAAGCAUAGCGACGAAUUGAAAUCUUCAGAGCACCCAUUAUCGUUUGCUCUUUUACAAGUUUCUUCAACUUAUCAAGAAAUUGCUGUUGCCAGAUUAGAUCAAGAUAAGAAGAUUAUGUCUGAAUUGAAUGCGGAAUUAAUUAAAACAUUGAAUGAAAGUUUUAUUAAAGUAAAUGAGUUGCGUAAAAAAGUGUAUUCAACUAGAGGCGAGUUUGAUUUAUUAAGAAGCAAAUAUGAAAAACUGGAUCCGGAAAAUGAAGAUUUAAUUGCUAAAGAAGAUGGGUUUGUUAGUGCUACUGAGGUGGCUGUUUUGGAAAUGAAAAAGUUGUUGAAACCUUCUAAAAACAUUGAUUUGUUGAAAGUAUUAGUUGCUGCUCAAAAAGAUUAUUUUGAAGUUGGUGCUAAGAAAUUAAAGGAAUUAUUGGAUAAUUUAAACAAGAUUCCAACUACUGGUGAAGAAGAAGAGGAUGAUUGA